This is a messenger RNA of Phascolarctos cinereus (koala), 2264 nucleotides long. It is a transcript of the gene EPHX4, whose product is annotated as epoxide hydrolase 4. Lineage: Eukaryota; Metazoa; Chordata; Mammalia; Diprotodontia; Phascolarctidae. Gene Ontology annotation, molecular function: catalytic activity. The record is from RefSeq and is a predicted model, not a curated record.
UCUUAAUUACAAGCCCCGCCUAACGUGAACCUUGAAGGCCAGCAUCAUUUGUUUCCCCCUUUAGCUGGGUGAAGCCUUCUCCCUAGCGCGGCUGCCAGCAUAACCAGUAGAGCGGCACGGAGCGGGCGGGGCCCACGCGAGCCCUUCCGAAGCUACGCCAAGGCUGUGCACGAAAGCGCAGGGUCCCCCCGGGCUCCUGGGGAGGCUAGAGCUGGGAGUCCACAUCUGAGGCUCUGCAGAAGGGCGGGGGCGGGGGGAGGGUCCCCUCGGCGCAGCCUGUCUUCCUGCUCGGUUCGCCUCAUUCAGCCCCGAGUCUGUGCUCCCGGCUGGGCUGGGAGGGGGUGCCAGGAGCCGGCGCCAGCCUGUUCGGGUACCGGGCUCAGGGGCCGAGGACGCAGCUCCGCAGCGCCGGGGAAGGGGGCUGAGCGGCCGGCGGCACCGGAGCCGCCCCUGCCAUGGUGAUGGCGAGGCUCCGAGACUACUGGCCGCUGCUGACCGCGCGACUGACCGGCGCUCUCUGGGCUCUGCUCUUUUGGACCCUGGUGUAUGGCUAUUGUGGGCUCUGCGCCUCCAUUCACCUGCUGAAACUUUUAUGGAGCAUCGGGAGAGGACCCAGCCAGACCUUUCAGCGGCUAGUGCGGGAGAACCCCCCAGCUUGCUUGAACGACCCCUCCUUGGGAACCCACUGCUACGUGCGGAUUAAGGACUCAGGGCUAAGGUUUCAUUAUGUAGCUGCUGGAGAGAGGGGCAAGCCACUUAUGCUGCUGUUACACGGCUUUCCUGAGUUCUGGUAUUCUUGGCGCCACCAAUUACGGGAAUUUAAAAGUGAAUAUCGAGUCGUAGCUUUGGAUUUGAGAGGCUAUGGAGAAACAGAUGCUCCCUCUCAUCAGGAGAGUUAUAAGUUGGACUGCAUUGUUAUGGACAUAAAAGAUAUUUUAGACUCUUUAGGUUAUAGCAAGUGUGUUCUGAUUGGCCAUGACUGGGGAGGCAUGAUUGCCUGGCUCAUUGCCAUCUGUUAUCCAGAACUGGUGACCAAGCUUGUUGUGAUUAAUUUUCCUCACCCGAACGUAUUCACAGAAUACAUCCUCUGGCAUCCUUCGCAGCUGAUCAGAUCUGGUUACUACUUCUUCUUUCAAAUGCCAUGGUUUCCAGAAUUUAUGUUCGCCAUAAAUGACUUCAAGGCUCUGAAACAUUUAUUUACUAGCCAGAGGACUGGCAUUGGAAAAAAAGGGUGCAGAUUAACACCAGAAGAUCUCGAAGCUUAUGUUUAUGUCUUUUCUCAACCUGGAGCACUGACGGGCCCAAUUAACCAUUUCCGAAAUAUCUUCAGCUGCCUGCCGCUAAAGUAUCAUAAGGUGACCACUCCAACAUUGCUCUUAUGGGGAGAAAGAGAUGCAUUUAUGGAUGUGGAGAUGGCCGAAGUCACAAGGAUUUAUGUCAAGAGCCAUUUCAGGCUAACAAUUUUGUCUGAAGCCAGCCACUGGCUUCAGCAAGACCAACCUGACAUAGUGAAUAAAUUAAUAUGGACAUUUCUUAAAGAAGAAAUGAGGAAAAAUGAGGAAUUUUAAGGACAAGUGAAAAGCCUGUAACAGCCAAAAAAAAAUGUGAAAGGGACUGACUUUUUCCAGCAUUCUGUUUAGGCUUUAUUAAGGAAGACACUGUUUUCAUUGUACCGUAUUAUGACUCUGUUGCCAUGCAGUUGUUUCACUAUGUUGAAAAAAAGAUUAUGUAAGACUGUAUAAUGUGGAUGUGGGUUUUUUUUCCUGUUCUUCUGUUUUGCACAUAAAAUAUCUGCCUUAAAAUAUAUUUACUUAUGUAAAAAAAAAAGGAAUUGUGGGAAUUGGAUGAAUUUUUUUAAAAGCGUCUUCAUUAUGUUAACAUGUGGUGCCUUUUACAAGUUUAAAAUGAGAAGAUCCAAGUGUGCCAUAUGAAAAGACAGUUACGUGAUGGUGUCAAUUUUCAUUUUAUUGAGGGAAAACUUUGGUUUGUUCUGACUAUUUUUUUAACCAUUAAAAAAUCCAUUACCAAAUCUUUGGGUCUCAUGGCAUGUUACCAUGUUAAUCUGAAGACAGCUAUGUUUAGCGGUGUUUAUGUUCUUUAAGAGAGUUAUGAAUACUUCCUUGUACUGUGAAUUUCUUACUAUCAAGCAGUGAUUUGUGGAAGUUGGUUUCACAUGUCCCAAUAACUGGUAGAAAAAUGGAGAUUUCUAUAUAGAAUUUAUUUAUAUGUGAAUGCUGUUCGUUCAGGCUUGCACCCUAAUUUUA